Messenger RNA from Clarias gariepinus (North African catfish), 3217 nucleotides. It is a transcript of the gene tmem260, whose product is annotated as transmembrane protein 260. Bases 346 to 2403 code for a protein of 685 amino acids. Lineage: Eukaryota; Metazoa; Chordata; Actinopteri; Siluriformes; Clariidae. The record is from RefSeq and is a predicted model, not a curated record. The transcript has 16 exons.
CCAAAAUGUGCAGCAGGGUAAUCUAAAACCUAAAGUAGAUUCUAUAUUUUUAACCAUGUGAUUUUGCUAAAAUUUAUUUUAAUAAGCAAAGUAAAUGAACAUUAUUUAAAAAAUAAUAACUAUAAGCACGCGCAGAGUGAGCAUAAACCAGUAGCUCAGUGCAGCAACAGCAGAAGGCGGCAUGAUUUUUCGCACAUGCGCACUGACGGGGAAACAGAAUUCUCCGGAACCGGCAGGAGCCCAUGAGCCGAGGAGCACUCGUUUCCUGAGAGCACCAUCCCGGCCACGGCGUUCGGUCCAUAUACAGAAGUGUCAACAAGAAGCACGUGCUGAAGGGGAUGUGAAAUGCGUGCGAACACAACAUGUUGGACUUUAACAGGAGCGACGGUGGCGUGUGUGCUCGCGCUUUACCUGCAACAUGUCGCGCGCGCUGUCGCUGGUGGAGACUCAGGGGAGUUGAUCACCGCUGCUUGUGAGCUGGGGGUGGCCCAUCCCCCUGGAUAUCCUCUCUUCACUAUACUGGCCGCGCUGGCUGUCCGUCUGCUUCCCGCCACUUCUCCUGCACACGCUGUCAAUGUCCUGUGUGCUGUGCUGGGGGCCAUGGCUAGCGGGGCGCUGUGCUACACCGUCUGCAGAAUGGCUGGGUCUGGUCCAGGAGCUGUGCUGGCAGGUGGAAGCUUCGCUCUAUCCAAACUCGUGUGGCAGUGGUCAAUAGUGGCUGAAGUCUUCUCGCUUAAUAACCUAUUUGUUGGCCUCCUCUUCUGCCUCGCGGCCUGCUUCCACACUGUACAGACUGUCCACCAGAAGAAGAAAUUUGCUCUGUGGGGAGCGUUGUGCUGCGGAGUGAGUCUGUGCAACCAGCACACUCUGGUUGUUUAUGUCCUCGUCAUCAUUCCCUGGGCUCUGCUCCAGCUCUACACUUACAAAGGUUUAGGUUUCUCAUCCAUCGUAUCUCUGGGUGUGUGUUUCCUCGCCGGAUUCCUGCCCUAUAUCUACCUGCCCAUCUCUUCGUACCUUAAUAAAGCCCGAUGGAGUUGGGGAGACCAGACGACCCUCAGUGGCCUGCUUACACACCUGCUCAGGGCUGAGUACGGCACCUUCAGCCUGGCAAAAUCUGAGGGUAAAGUUAACCUGAUGAAGAUGCUACAAGCUCAGUUUAAUCACUGCGUGGCUGACCUCUCUGUUCCUGUUCUCGUAUUAGCUGCGCUGGCUAUGCUGCAAGCUUUAUGGAAUAGAUGUCGUGCUGUCGUGUGCCUGAUUGCUAUCAUGGUGAGCGUCUAUUCUGUGUUUUUUGCCUGGAGAGCCAACCUGGACAUCGAGAAUCCCCUGCUGCUCGGAGUCGUGGAGCGGUUCUGGCUACAGGCUGACGCUGGUGUGUGUGUUCUGGCUGGUGUUGGGCUGAACUGGACAGUGUGUUUGUUGGAGAGAUGGCUGGGGCUGAGACCCGUAUGGAACGCAGGAGCAUGGCUCAUCACUGCAGGACUUCUCUCACACACUGUUCACUUAAACCAAAGAGAACUUGAUCGGAGUAGGAACGAUGUCGUGGAGAGAUUUGCACAUGAGCUCAUUUUCUCCUUCCCAGAGAGCUCUUUGGUGCUGACCAGGGGUGAUCUUCCUGGUAACACACUCCGCUAUCUGCACUACUGCCAGGGCCUGCGUCCAGACCUCAGCCUCAUCGACCAAGAGAUGAUGACCUAUAGCUGGUAUGUGCCUAAGCUGCAACAGCAUCUUCCUGGAGUAAAGUUCCCUGGGCGAGUUUGGGAUCCAGUUGAGACUGAACAGAAGAACAGUUUUAACAUCGAACAGUUCAUGCAACAGAAUAUCCACCGGCCAAUGUUUGUGUGCAUUGGCCUGUCAGAAGGAGACCCAAGUUGGGAGAAGUCCUUCUCCCAGUGGCCGUGGGGUGUGUGUGAGCAGUUGAUGCCCCUUACAAUUCGGCUUCACCCUGUGGAGUGGGCACAGCGAACGCAGAAUCUGUACAACUGGAGUGAACCGCAUAACAGCUUUCCUCCUGGCUCAUGGGAGCGGGUGGCCAAUGAAGAAAUGUGGCAGGCCAGGAUGAAAACGGCAUUCUUCCUCUUUGACCUUGCUGAGAGAAUUGAGGAAGGGAGUCAGACUCACCUCUAUGAGCUCUCUUACAGUAUUUAUUGUAAAAUCGUGAACGCUCAGGUAGACUAUCCUGCUAAUUGGGAUAAGAAUCUGGCUUUGGCUGCUGAGCGCUUGCUCCGAUUAGGAGGUGGACAGCAUGGGCUAGAGUCUCUCCUGAACCACAGUAUCCAUCACUUCAGGCGGUACAUUGAGAGAGAACCCACAGACCCGCAGAACAGCGCCAUCCUUUCUGCCAUCACACACCUCACCAAGGAGAGGGAAAGACUCAGAGACUCGUUAAGAAAAACGAGAUAGACCACUGUAAAUCUUCGAACUUUGGAAAAUGGGAACACUAUCAUAAAUAAGGGAAUUGAAAUGACACCAUGAAAGAAAUUCAUGUUGCAGAGGCAGGUCAAGAAAACUCUAUAGGAUAGAGCAAAGAGACUGACCGAUCAAACCAGUCAAUACCAGUAAGAAUAAAGUCAGUGGUGUAGUUUGAUAUCAGGUUACGGUGGCUUGUUUUGGUACUACUGCAACACAUUGGCUGUGUGAUGAUGGUAUGAGGGGUGUUCAAGUCAAACCAAGACUUUUGAUUUUGCAGGAUAAAGAAUGCAGUUAUGAGAGUAAAAACUCUCUUUAUUUCUCCAUAUAAUCCUCUGCUACACUACACUAAUGCACUUCUCACAGCAUUUUACUCAAAACGCCAGAGCCAUUAUUGGACUGCCUGCUUCAAAUCUGAAACACUGGCCAUCCAGGAACUCCUGUAAACUUGGACAUCACUGUACUGUGCUUGAAAUCUUCUGUAAGUGUCAAUCAGUUUUACACUUUCCUUUAUGAGGAAUUUCAUCACAAGUCCCAGUUUGACUUGAAUACCUCUCGUACGAGUCUAUCUUUGAAAGGCCUGGUAUAGGCAUUGUACGAAGAAAUGAAUAAUCUUAUCAUUUUGGAAUCUUUUUUUUUCUUCUUUGAAAAUGCAUAAUUUGUUGUCAUAACUUUUAAAAAAUAAUACAGUUUUUUUCUAGUACUUGCACUGUUGUCAGAGAUGCUAGGAUCUUUUUUUGUGGUGAGAUGAAAUACUAUUAAGUGGACCAGGUAGAGGUAAAAUAAUGUUUGUUAUCGGAUCAACUUU